Molecule: messenger RNA, 1169 nt
Organism: Solenopsis invicta (red fire ant)
Lineage: Eukaryota; Metazoa; Arthropoda; Insecta; Hymenoptera; Formicidae
Product: chondroadherin
Exons: 3
Coding region: 16-1032 (338 amino acids)
Cellular component (GO): plasma membrane
Molecular function (GO): protein binding
Source: RefSeq, a predicted model, not a curated record
GAUAAUUUGAUACAUAUGGAAGAAUAUGCUCGCUUAUUCACAAAUAUCUUUUCCCUCGGUGAACAGUCAGUUGUAAAAUCGCUCACAGGCAGAAUGCGUUUCGAGAUGUGCCGCGUCUCGCUUCUCGUUCUUCUCUGUGUUUCCGUCUUUAUAGACGCCACAAUCGCGACAUGCACCAGCAGCACACACGAGGAUGGAUUUAGCCAGCGUCUAAAGUGCUCCAACGUGACGUUAGAUAUCGUCCUAAAUUUUGGUGGGCGGGUUAUGGACGACAUCAUGAUUUUUCAAUCGCGGAUAGAAAACAUUCCCGAUCGAUCCUUCCAGAAAUACAAUCAGACUCUAAUCACUCUGAAUAUACACGACUGCGGCAUCAAGGAGAUUUCCACCUACGCAUUCGACGGCUUGAGGAAGCUGAAAAAGCUCGGACUACCGUACAACAACCUCACGUCAGUAAGAGAUCAGUGGUUCGUCGAUUUGACGUCUUUGGAGCAACUGGAUUUGUCGUACAAUUUCAUCGCGUCAAUCGAACCCACGGUCUUCGCGAAAUUGCGACGUCUCAAAUGGCUCGACGUCAGGGAGAACCGUUUGACGUGCCUGGAACCGACCCAACUUGUGCCGAUGGCCGGCCUCGAGAAGCUCCGUUUCUCCGGAAAUCCUCUCACCUUGCGAUGCCGCGGCACGUUGACGUUGUGGUUGCAAGAUCUGGGGAUAAAUUACAAGGGUGAGCAACGCGGGCGGGACAAUUGGCUGGAUAGCAUAUUGUGGCUCUGCGCCGCGGAGGACGAUAAGAUAGCCGAGUCUGAAGUUUUCAUGAAGGAAUGCGUCGUCCUGAAUCUGUUCAAUCAACUUCUCACCGGUUUGACUACGGCCGAAUCUUUUCCCCUAACUAUCCCGCAGAGUUGUACAGACGCAAGAAACGAGCUUACGAAAUGUCUCGCUACGGAUCGCAGAAACGGCAGGGAAGUUGUUACUAACGGACACGUCGUGAGAAAACUGUUGAGGCACUUAAAAGAAUCAAAAUCGACUGUAUAACGAUAGAUGUACUCGUAUAUCAGUUAAAGUUGCCAAAUGCGUAUCGCUUAUAAAUUAUUUUUUUUUUCAAAUUAUAUUUCCCAUUUGGUAUAUUGAUUUCUAUUCAAAUAAAUGUUGGAAAUUUGUAGCAUGUAAAA